Siniperca chuatsi (mandarin fish) is the source of this 3048-nucleotide messenger RNA. RefSeq names its product G-protein coupled receptor 26-like. Gene Ontology annotation, cellular component: membrane. Bases 776 to 1798 code for a protein of 340 amino acids. Gene Ontology annotation, molecular function: G protein-coupled receptor activity. Gene Ontology annotation, biological process: adenylate cyclase-activating G protein-coupled receptor signaling pathway. The record is from RefSeq and is a predicted model, not a curated record. The transcript has 3 exons. NCBI's taxonomy places the organism in Eukaryota, Metazoa, Chordata, Actinopteri, Centrarchiformes, Sinipercidae.
AGGAUCUAUUUGCCCCCGUGCCUCUCCGGCGCGCGUGUGCACCUGGUGCCAUUUGGUCAGGCAAAGCGUCUCCAAUUAUCCAGAAGCACACCCCUGGAUUUCUCUGCGCCCUUUCACUUCCAUACAUCCACAUUGAUUUUGAGUAAGGCUUGAUCAAUGCAGACGACACAAGAAACUCGCACUUGAAUCAUUUAUGCGGCAUGAUUGUAUUUGCGCACAAGUUUGCGCAAGGAAAUCAAACAACGGGCAGAGGGGGAAAACUCAACAUUGAAAUACUCCAAUAUGUAGAAAAUAAGGUGUGACUUUGGAUUGUUUUGUGACUAGGACAAGUUGUUCCCAUGUCUCUGGCUGUGAUUCUUCACGUGAUAUGUAAAAAGGACCAGUCAUUUCAACAGGCAUGCUGCUGUCUCUCCUGGUCCUCCUCAGUCCCCUACCAGACCUGUAUCUGAUGAGGUUUUGAAUGGUCGUAGCUGCUGAAAGACAUGCCACACACGCCCUGCUUCACUUCGCAAAGCUUCGCUCCUGCACUUGUCGGACGUUAAUGGGAAUUAAUCGGUAAGUUUGACGAGGGAGAUGGUGGCGGCUCGGUUCAGCACGCUGGACAGAGCUCGUGGAAGUUGGAGAGGACGGCGGCGUGCGGACACAAGAGGAUUUAAUUGAAAUGAAUUUUGGGAGCUGCAGGAGGGAUGAGCGACGGGUGACCAUGGUUGAGUUUAAGUGCUUAUUAUCAACAACAGGCGCAGGUAACCCGAGAGUGGACUUUCUGGAGUGAGACAUGGACUUUGCUGAAAUCAUUUUCGCUUUGUUCAUCGUCGUGGUCGCGGUCGUCUCGCUGUUGUCAAACUUGUUGGUGCUGCUAUGUUUCGUCCACAGCACCGAGAUACGCCGACAGGUGCCCGGUGUUUUCACCAUGAACUUGUCCUUCUGCAACAUACUCAUCACCGUUUUGAACAUGCCGGCCACUUUGGUGGGGAUUAUCAGGAACCAGCAGCCUUUUGGGGAUUGCGUUUGCCACACGGUGAGCUUUCUGGAGACUUUUCUGACCGCAAACACCAUGCUGAGCAUGGCAGCCCUCAGCAUAGACCGGUGGAUAGCGGUGGUCUUCCCGCUCAGUUACUCCACUAAAAUGCGCUACAAGGACGCGCUGAUCAUGGUGUGCUACUCCUGGCUCCACUCCUUCACCUUCUCCCUGACGGCGCUGCUCUUCUCCUGGGUCGACUACAGCGACGUUUACGCGUCCUGCACCUUGCAGCCGAGCGAGGAAGGCAGCGACAGGAUUAAGUUCACAAUUUUCACCGUCGUUUUCCACGCCACUAGUUUCAUGCUCUCCCUGCUCAUCUUGUGCUUCACCUACCUGAAGGUGUUGAAAGUCGCCAGGUUUCAUUGCAAGAGGAUUGACAUUAUCACCAUGCAGACUCUUUUCCUACUGGUCGACAUUCACCCAAGCGUGAAACAAAGAUGUUUAGCUGAGCAAAAGAGCAGAAAGCAGAGAGCCACAAAGAAGAUCAGCAUCUUCAUCGGCUCAUUCAUCAUCUGCUUUGCUCCUUAUGUAAUUACAAGGUUGGCCGAGCUUUUACCCUUCGUGGACAUCAACCGCCACUGGGGAAUCAUCAGUAAGUGCCUGACAUACAGCAAGGCUGCGUCUGACCCCUUCGCCUACUCCCUCCUUCGUCAGCAGUACAAGAAAGUCCUGGUUACUGUCGUCAACAGGCUGCUCCGCCGCGACCUGUACCCUUCAUCUGGCCAUAACAGCUCUUUAGACACAGAGAACGACUACUGUCUCCAGAGGAUCAGCUAAUGGCAAAUGCGCGGACAUGACAGAUACACACUACGGCCAAAAAUAAAGGAUGCCACUUGGAAGAAGGUGGGCGGAGGAAGAGAAUGAGGAGAGAGACAGAGAGGACAGGAUAUUGUUAGGAAGGAAAAAGAGAGCAGAUAGAGGGGACAGAUUGCGGGUGGGGAGCAAAGAGAGAGCAAAAAAAAAGGACGAUAGUGGGUGGAGGAGAACGAGAAGACAGCAACGAGGGGGAGGAUGAACAGGCGAAGGGGAAGACAGAUAGGGAGCAACAGGGACAAUGUGGAAGACGGCAUUGGUAAACAAGGCAUCUGUGAUUCAUCGGCGAUGGCAAAACACACAAAGCCACACAGAUCAGACAAAUCAAUUCCAUCGAAUAAGUCAUGGGUUCAGAUUAAUCUCAAACUGAAGGCCACUGCUGGAGACGGGCCCUUUCUUUACUUUGAGACAUGGAUAAAGUGGCCUUUUGUACUGUACCAACCACUUUCUAAUGAUUUUGGCAAAUCCACAUGCAGUGACCUUUGUACUGCCACAAAAUGCAGCGACAGAGCUAGAAGCUGAUGGUCGAUAGGCGGUGGAGUGAAGAUGUGAAAAGAAGGAAAGACUAUGUUGUUCCUGCUUCUGGAUAAUGUACCUUCAGUGAAUGGAUGUACUCUCACUAUAGGUGUGGAGACUCAACUGCUCCACAUCAUUGCCAUGUUCUGUAUUGACCAUGUUAGACUACUUUGCAGUGUCAUGUCAGUCACUGAAUAUUGAUGCACUUUGUCUAAUUCUCUCAGAGCUACUAUAGUUACAGGAGCCAAAGGCAAAUAACAUUUACACCAUGAUAUUAAAUGAAAAGGCUGGUGAUAUUCUAUAUUUUUGUUAUUGCCAACAACUGCCAUGAAAAGACCUGAAACAAUAAUGUGUUACUCUGUCGCUCAAUACUUUCUGACUUCCCCACUCCAAGCCCAUUGGCUCCUACUGAAGAUUGUUAUGUUUUAUUUAUUAUUUUUUGCCUUUAUUUGAGAGUGACAGUAGAAAUACAGACAUGAAAUGUGGGAAGAGUGACAGAGGGGUAUCACAUGGGCACAUAUACUUUAUGGUAUUGCAUCUAAACUACUAGGUGACCAGACUCCACCAAACAUGUAAAUCUUAAAAAACAAGUAAAGGAUUUAUACUUUCCUUUUUUCUAAAAAGGUUUCAUAAUUUCCUAAAGCAGCGGGGCACUGUAGUUUUUAUCAAACGUUACUCAAAUAAUAGGAGAAAACACU